Messenger RNA from Drosophila virilis, 3287 nucleotides. NCBI's taxonomy places the organism in Eukaryota, Metazoa, Arthropoda, Insecta, Diptera, Drosophilidae. The record is from RefSeq and is a predicted model, not a curated record.
AUGCAGCCCUUCAAUUGCGUUAACAAAUAUAUCAACCCAAAAGACUGUGACAACAACUGCAACACACAUCUUACAAACAAAAGACCAAGGCCAACUCAUCACACUAGAAGACCAUCAAGACCAACACACCGCAAGAGAAGGCCACCGAGACCAACACACCACACAAGAAGAACACAUCCCACAAAAAGACCAACGAAACCCACACGUCUCACAAAAAGACCUACAAGACCCACACACCACACAAGAAGACCAAAUCCCACCAAAAGACCAACGCGACCUACUCGUCACACAAAAAGACCUACAAGACCCACACACCACACCAGAAGAACUCAUCCUACCAAAAGACCAACGCGUCCUACGCAUCAUACUAGAAGACCAACGAGACCCACAAAAAGACCAACGAGACCUACACAUCGUACCAGAAGACCUACAAGACCCACACACCACACAACAAGACCUCAUCCUACCAAAAGCCCAACGAAACCUACACAUCAUACUAAAAGACCAACGAGACCUACACACCACACAAAAAGAACAAAUCCCACCAAAAGACCAACGCGACCUACUCGUCACACAAAAAGACCUACAAGACCCACACACCACACCAGAAGAACUCAUCCUACCAAAAGACCAACGCGUCCUACGCAUCAUACUAGAAGACCAACGAGACCCACAAAAAGACCAACGAGACCUACACAUCGUACCAGAAGACCUACAAGACCCACACACCACACAACAAGACCUCAUCCUACCAAAAGCCCAACGAAACCUACACAUCAUACUAAAAGACCAACGAGACCUACACACCACACAAAAAGAACAAAUCCCACAAAAAGACCAACGCGACCUACUCGUCACACAAAAAGACCUACAAGACCCACACACCACACAAGAAGAACUCAUCCUACCAAAGGACCAACGCGUCCUACGCAUCAUACUAGAAGACCAACGAGACCCACAAAAAGACCAACGAGACCUACACAUCGUACCAGAAGACCUACAAGACCCACACACCACACAACAAGACCUCAUCCUACCAAAAGCCCAACGAAACCUACACAUCAUACUCGAAAACCCACGAGACCCACACACCACACAAGAAAAACUCAUCCUACCAAAAGACCAACGAUACCUACGCACCAUACUAAAAGACCAACGAGACCUACACACCACACAAAAAGAACAAAUCCUACAAAAAGACCAACGCGACCUACUCGUCACACAAAAAGACCUACAAGACCCACACACCACACAAGAAGAACUCAUCCUACCAAAGGACCAACGCGUCCUACGCAUCAUACUAGAAGACCAACGAGACCCACAAAAAGCCCAACGAAACCUACACAUCAUACUAGAAAACCCACAAGACCCACACACCACACAAGAAGAACUUAUCCUACCAAAAGACCAACGCGUCCUACACAUCACACACGUAGAACUACACGCCACAAAAAGCCAACACAACCAACGCAUCAGACCAAGAGACCAACGAGAACUACUCGUCACACACGAAGACCAACACGGCAUACAAAAAAACCCACGAAAACUACACGACAUACAAAGAAGCCGACAAAAACUACUUAUCACACAGUCAAGCCAACAAUAACAACAAGAUGUACAAGCACAACAGCUGAGCCAACAUAUCCACCUACAACGGACACACCACCCGCGCCUACAACGGCUGAACCAACACCAGAGCCAACAUCUCCGGAACCGACAACUCCUGAACCUACAACACCAGAGCCAACAAGUCCGGAACCUACAAAUUCUGAGCCAACAACACCAGAGCCAACAACUCCGGAACCGACAGCACCUGAACCGACAACACCUAAGCCUACCACACAAGAGCCAACAACUCCGGAACCGACAACUCCUGAACCUUCAACACCAGAGCCAACAACUCUGGAACCGACAACACCAGAACCAACAACUCCGGAACCGACAACACCUGAACCUACAACACGUAAAUCUACACCAACAGAGCUUACAACUUCGGAAACGACAACAGCUGCAUCAACGACUCCAGCACCUACAACCCCUGCACCUACUACUCCUGAACCAACCAAAUUUUCAACAAUAACAGCAGAGCCUUCAACACCAGAAACUACUACGCUAGCACCCACAACCACGGAAACAUCAUCUACAUCAACAUCCACAAUGCCUCCUUCAACAACUAAAUCGACUUCGACAACUACAACAACAGAUAGCCCAGUCCCAUCAACGACCGCAGCGACAUCAACAACGGAGUCCACAAUUCCAACCAGCACAAGAAUUUCUACUACAACAACCGACUCAACAACUAAUUCUACAAGUUCACCAACAACAAUAACUAACUCAACAACCCAUUUAACGACAUCUAAGUCCAUAACAGAUAGCCCAGUCCCAUCAACGACCGCAGCGACAUCAACAACGGAAUCCACAAUUCCAACCAGCACAAGAAUUUUUACUACAACAACCGACUCAACAACUAAUUCUACAAGUUCACCAACAACAAUAACCAACUCAACAACCCAUUCAACGACAUCUGAGUCCAUAACAGAUAGCCCAGUCCCAUCAACGACCGCAGCGACAUCAACAACGGAAACCACAAUUCCAACCAGCAAAAGAAAUUUUACUACAACAACCGACUCAACAACUAAUUCUACAAGUUCCCCAACAACAAGAACCAACUCAACAACCCAUUCAACGACAUCUAAGUCCAUAACAGAUAGCCCAGUCUCAUCAACGACCGCAGCGACAUCAACAACGGAAUCCACAAUUCCAACCAGCACAAGAAAUUCUACUACAACAACCGACUCAACAACUAAUUCUACAAGUUCACCAACAACAACAACCAACUCAACAACCCAUUCAAAUACAUCUGAGUCCUCAACAGAUAGCCCAGUCCCAUCAACGACCGCAGCGACAUCAACAACGGAAUCCACAAUUCCAACCAGCACAAGAAAUUCUACUACAACAACCGACUCAACAACUAAUUCUAUAAGUUCACCAACAACAACAACCAACUUAACAGCCCAUUCAACGACAUCUGAGUCCACAACAGAUAGCCCAGUCCCUUCUACGACCUCAAUAAUAUCAACAACCGAUUGCCGAGUACCAUCUACAGCCCAAUAGAAAAACCUACAACUCCUACAUCAACAACAACAGCUCGAUUUAUGUAUAGAUUCAACAGUUAGACCAAUAAUAACAAACAAUUGAAUAGCCCUGCUAUAAACAAACGACUCAACAACCACGCCUACAACAAUACCAACAAUAACCAUCAGCAGCUCCCACAAUCAAUAUUUUGU